ACGCGCUCCUGAACCCACUAAAAUGGCGGUGGCUGUAAGAACUCUACAAGAUCAGCUCGAAAAGGCGAAAGAAAGCCUUAAAAAUGUGGAUGAAAACAUUCGCAAAUUAACGGGGAGGGAUCCUAACGAACUCAGACCUGGCCAGGCCAGAAGACUACCCAUCGCAGGGCUUGGUGGAGGUAGGGGGCGUGGCAUUAAUUUGCUGAGGCGCGGGCUCUCGGACAGCGGAGGAGGACCCCCGGCAAAGCAGAGGGACAUCGAAGGGGCACUCCUCAGGUUGGCCGGAGACCAGCGAGCGCGGAGAGAUUCGCGCCAUGACAGCGACGCAGACGAUGACGAUGACGUCAAAAAGCCAGCGUUGCAGUCAUCCGUUGUUGCUACCUCCAAAGAGCGAACGCGUCGGGACCUGAUUCAAGAUCAAACCAUGGACGAAAAGGGAAAGCAAAGGAAUCGACGCAUGUUCGGCCUGUUGAUGGGUACUCUUCAGAAGUUCAAACAGGAGUCCACAGUGGCCACAGAGAAGGAAAAAAGGCGUCAGGAGAUCGAACAAAAGCUUGAAGUCCAAGCAGAGCAAGAGCGAAAGAAGGUGGAGAGUGAGAGGCGAGAGCUCUUCGAGGAGAGGCGGGCAAAGCAGACUGAGCUGAGGCUGCUGGAGCAGAAAGUGGAGCUCGCUCAGCUGCAAGAAGAGUGGAACGUUCACAACGCCAAAAUAAUCAAGUACAUCCGCACGAAAACAAAGCCACCGAUUUUCUACAUCCCUGGGCGGAUGUGCUCAGCCACCCAUAAGCUCUUGGAGGAGUCUCAGAAAAAAAUGAAAGCCAUGUUCGAGGAGAGGCAGGCGGAGUUUGCCGAGCAGUUGAACAAGAUGGAGGCGCGGCCCAGGCGCCAGUCCAUGCGGGACAGAGAGCAAGAGGCCAAUCAGAGUGAAGAGCCGAAGCAGGAAGAGCAGGCGGAGGGUAAGCCAAGCGGGCAGGAGGCGGAGACAGGUAACCGGGAGGAUGUGGAGAUGGAGGAGGCGGGGGAGGAGGUGAGUGUAGCUCAGAGUGACGGGGAGCAGGCGGAGGAGGAGGAGGAGGAGGAGGAGCAGCGAGUGGGGCAGGAGCAGGCGCGGCAGGCGGAGGCCAGCAAGGAAGACGAGGAGGAUGAGGAGGAAGAGGAUGUAGGGCAAGCGGAGGGCAGGGAGGUGGAAGAGCGGGUGGCCGCCGUGGAGGCUGGGCGUACCGAGCGGGAGCAGCCGGGAGACGGGGGUUUGCAAGUGGAGGAGGCGACAGGGAGAGGGCAGGAGAGUCCAGAGGAGGUAGAGAUGGAGGUAGGUAAUGACGGGAGGGAGUCAGGAGAGACAGAGGGAGGGAAGGAGCCCCCGGCAGACCCGAGGCAGGAGUCCGCAGUGGAAUCCGAAGGUCAGGAGAAUGGCAUCGAGGCCCAGUCCUCCACCAGCAAGCAGCAGCAGCCCCCUGAGGCCAUGGAGACGGAGCCUGGCGCUGAAGUUAGGGUUGCCCCAGCCUCCGAGACCCAGUCCCUGCAGGAGGGUUCUGGUGCCGAGCGACCGGUGCCGACCGAGGCAGCCCAUCCAGAGCGGGAGUCCCAGCCACAGCCCGAUGCCAAGCCCAAGGCGGCUGGCGUCCCGGGAGAGGGGCGGGGCAGGGGCACAGUCCGUGACAGGAAGAAGAGCCGGAGCAGCAGCAGUUCCUCCUCUAGCUCAUCCUCCAGCUCCUCGGGCUCCUCCUCCAGCGGCUCCUCCAGCUCCGGCAGCAGCUCCAGCUCCAGCACCUCCUCCAGCAGCCGGAGCCGAAGUCGCGGUGCUGGCCGUGACCGCGACCGGGACAGGAAGCGCCGGAGGCGGCCCUCCGAGAGGGACCGCGAGCGGAAACGAGGCGGGGCAAGUGGUGAGAGGGGCCACAAAUCAUCCAAAGGCGGCAGCCGAGACGCCAAGAGCUCCAAGUCUGACAGGAAGCGAUCCCUCUCAGGAGGGAGCCGAUCAGGGCAAAGGUCCUCACGAAGUGAGAGGGAUCACAAAUCAGACAGGAAAGACAAGAGGCGUUAAGUUCUUCCCCAGCCCCUUAAAAAGAGAAGCCAUGUUUCCAGGAAAGGAUUGAACAUGGACUUUGAAGUGAAGUUUGCUCUGCAGAAAGGGUAAACUUCCGUCUAAAGCGUCACUGAUGUCUCAGACUCAAACACAUUGUCGGUCGCUGGAGGGGCAAUUGGAUGUUGCCAUUUCCAGGUUUAGAUAAUUCAACAUGGCUUCCACGUGUUCCUGUUAAACUGUUUUUAGAGUCGGACUGAAAUUGCCAUCUACAACAGCUCUUGAGACGUGAGUCCAUCACUUUUUUUCAGGAGGGGCAAGGGGUUUUCCAAUAACGCAAACUGCGUGUCAAAACAAUUGUCAUGCUGGAGUUGCAAGGAGCAAAACUGUCCUGUCUUCUGUAUAAGCCUUGUUUUAUUUUUUUUUUAUAUUGUACUGCUUUUAAGGUGAUAAUGUUAAUUGUUAAUUAAUUCUGCCAUCUGUGUGUCGGGCCUGGUUAAUCGGAGCAGUGUCGCAUGAUUUCUGAUCACCUACGUCUCGGCGGGGAGAUCCAGCCAUUCAGAUUAGUUAAAAAGAGCUCAAGGAGGAGAACCUGUCUGCGUCAACCUUUUAAAUGUAAGCAUUUCUGGUUUUCUCAUCGACUGUGUGGACAGGUUGUAAUUUGUCGCAGUCGCGUGUACAUGCCACGUCCAUGUUUAAUUUUAGUUCCGUUUGCUCUCUGAGAUGGUCAAGCAUCUCGGAACCCUGUGUGUGGAGGCAGUGCUUUUGGGAAAUUGCUGAAU
Messenger RNA from Megalops cyprinoides (Indo-Pacific tarpon), 2805 nucleotides. RefSeq names its product pinin-like. NCBI's taxonomy places the organism in Eukaryota, Metazoa, Chordata, Actinopteri, Elopiformes, Megalopidae. Gene Ontology annotation, cellular component: catalytic step 2 spliceosome. The transcript is spliced from 9 exons. The coding region runs from base 23 to 2044 and encodes 673 amino acids. The record is from RefSeq and is a predicted model, not a curated record.